AUGAGAGAGAGAGAUGAAAAAAAAAGGGAAGUCAACUGGUUAUUUCAGCUUAAAAGUACAAAUGCAGGAAGAGAAACCAACAAGAUGGUCACAUGCAGAAAGUCGUCUAUUUUCUACACCCUAAUUUGCUUUUGCCAAAUUUUAGGUACAGAAUGUGACUAUACUGGCUCAGCGAACCAUUCAUUAUCUCUUAAGACUGAAGGAUCUGUCACUAUCCCAUGUCAUUAUGAGAUGAAAUACACACAGCGGAGGAAAUACUGGUUCUCAGAUAUUGAUCGAUCUUGUACUUACACAAACACAACAAUGAGAAAUCUGUCAGUAAUUGAUUAUCCUGAUCAGAGUCUCUUUACUGUGACUAUGAGAGAUCUGAAUGGGACACAUUCUGGACCUUAUCAUUGUGCUGUAGAGACUGAUGGACAACCAGCAAUAUUUUUCCUUUCUUAUUAUCUCGAUAUAAAACCUGUUCCUGAUCUCUCUGUGGUGAGCAGCAGUAUAACUGGACAGGAAGGUGGUAAUAUCAGUGUCCAGUGUCUCUACAGUUCUGGAAAUAAGAGUAAAGACAAACAGUGGUGCAGAUAUAAAGAUCAGAUCUGUUACACAUCCCAGAAUUCAUCAGUCCAGAUCAGUGAUGAUGGGAGAGAAUCCUUCAGUGUGGUGAUGACUGGACUGACAGAGAGUGAUUCUGGCUGGUACUGGUGUUCUGUAGGAGAUCGACAGGUUCCUGUUAAACUUACUGUUACUGCAGUCACCCACUCUGAGAAUGCCACAGAUAGAACAGGAAAUUCAGAGAAUAAUAAUAUACCAACAGGCACUGAAGAGUGGAAUAAUACAAUGCUGUCUAUGUGGCUUCCAGCUUCAGCAGCAGUUUUGCUGUUAAUGGCUCUGAUCUGUGUUUUUAUCUGGAGAUGGAGAAAAAGAUUCAAUAAAGAAGAACGUAAAAACCAAAACAGAGAGAGGAACAGCGCCAUGACUACUGAAACAGCCUUUAUCCCGAAAGAUUCAGUGGUAUACAGCACUAUAAAUGAUGACAAUCCAAAUACUCCUUCACUGAAUCCCAACACAGAGAUGACUUACAGUACUAUUACAGAUGCACCAGGGUGUAAAGCAGCCUUUAUCCCGAAAGAUUCAGUGGUAUACAGCACUAUAAAUGAUGACAAUCCAAAUGCUCCUUCACUGAAUCCCAACACAGAGAUGACUUACAGUACUAUUACAGAUGCACCAGGGUGUAAAGCACAGUCUCCAACAGGUGGCACAUUCUACAGCAAUAUCGCACCACAUUGACCAACAGCCAGAAUUAAAACAGGAACAGCCUUAAGGAAGUGACUCA
Myxocyprinus asiaticus (Chinese sucker) is the source of this 1327-nucleotide messenger RNA. Its product is annotated as CMRF35-like molecule 8. The record is from RefSeq and is a predicted model, not a curated record. The transcript has 12 exons. NCBI's taxonomy places the organism in Eukaryota, Metazoa, Chordata, Actinopteri, Cypriniformes, Catostomidae. Gene Ontology annotation, cellular component: plasma membrane. Gene Ontology annotation, molecular function: transmembrane signaling receptor activity. The coding region runs from base 1 to 1281 and encodes 426 amino acids.